AUAACUCCGAAAGGCUGGAGGGUUCUGGGCGGGGCUACCCGGUAGACCUCAAAUUACGAUUGGUUGUCUGCCACGUGCUCGAACAGCCAUUGGACAAGAGGACCAUCCAGUUGACAAUGUGUGAGGAAGGGGAGGUUAUCUUCAGCGGGCCUCAGUCGCUGCUCGGUAGUCGGGAAGUGAACUGUCAUAUCUCCACUCCUUGACGCCGAGCAGCAUCCGUCAUGUGUCCUCAAGUUUUCGUCCUUCUCUUGGUCGCCGCGGUGACGCUAGCAGCUGAACAAGUCCUCAGCUUCCCUUGCAGGGGCGAGGAAUGCGACCUGAUACCUGAGGGGUGCCUGUACGGAACAGUACGUGACGCGUGCGGCCGCCUGGUCUGCGCGGCCGGCCCCGGCGAGCGCUGCGGCGGGCGAGAGAACCAUCUCGGCAAGUGCGGCGAAGGUAUGACCUGCAAGUGCGGCAAGUGCAGGGGCUGCAGCAUCGCGCGCCUCAUGUCCGGCAUCAUCGAGUGCGAGUACACCAACCCCAUCUGCUCGUGAACAUCCGUCCUCCGUCCUUUCUGCGUAUUAUUUAUUUAUUUAUUUUCUUCAAGCCAUUGACUUCUCGGACUUAUCUGUCAACGAGUGAAUAAACAUGUGACUGUUUCGACUAUUUUAAUUCAUUACCUUUUUCUCUCUUCCCUGAUGCUUGAUGAUUUCCAAUCUGCAG
Nezara viridula (southern green stink bug) is the source of this 705-nucleotide messenger RNA. Lineage: Eukaryota; Metazoa; Arthropoda; Insecta; Hemiptera; Pentatomidae. The record is from the annotation of a GenBank genome assembly.